Messenger RNA from Struthio camelus australis, 5162 nucleotides. Its product is annotated as ATP-binding cassette sub-family A member 10-like. Gene Ontology annotation, cellular component: intracellular membrane-bounded organelle; membrane. The record is from RefSeq and is a predicted model, not a curated record. NCBI's taxonomy places the organism in Eukaryota, Metazoa, Chordata, Aves, Struthioniformes, Struthionidae. Gene Ontology annotation, biological process: lipid transport; transmembrane transport. Gene Ontology annotation, molecular function: ATP binding; lipid carrier activity; ATP hydrolysis activity.
AGAAGGGAAAGGCAGUGAAAAGCGAAGCGAUGGUGUGCAGAAUGCCUCUUGGCAGAACUGCCGGCGUGAAAACACAGGCGUCCGAUCAGAGGAGCCCUGCGCAGCGUCGUAACCGCUGGCAAGUCCGUCGGGGGGGAGCGGGACAGCUUGUGUUUUACAGGCGCGUUGCGAGCUACGGACUCUGGAUGCUUUUCAAAGCUUCCCAUUAAGGUUCAGAGAUGAAGAGGCUUCGGAGAAAUAUGAGUGUAUUGCAGCAAACAAAAAUUCUCUUAUGGAAGAAUGUGCUUACCAAAUGGAGGAUGAAAACACAGAGCUUUCAGGAGUGGACCCUAUCUCUACUCUUUCUGCCUCUGAUAUUCAUAGUAGGUAUUUUCAUAAUAAAUAUCCGCCAUCCAGAAGUGCCUUACACUUAUCUUGGACAACUCGAUGAUCCUGUCUAUAAUGCUACUGGGAUUACUGUUGCUUAUACACCCAUAACAGUGACCACAAGGCAGAUAAUGAAUAAGGUGGCCUUGGAUUCUGUAAUGAUAGGUAUAAAAUUAGAGGCAGUGGAAAAUGAGAGCGCCCUGGAGAAAGCAUGGAUUUCAAAUAACAAUAUUAUAGGGGUUGUGUUUAAAGAUAACUUCUCCUAUCACAUCAGAUUUCCUGCCGGGAAUGUGAUUAUUCCAAAUGAGAACUUUGGAUACAUAGAUACCUGCUAUAAUUUCUCAUCACAAUACUGUCACAGCCCAAAGUAUUGGUACAAAGGUUUCCUGUCCCUUCAGUCCAGUAUCGACGCUGCUAUUAUAGAGGGGGUGGUAAAUCAUUCCGUCUGGAAAGAAAUGAAAUCAAUUGCUGGUGUCCGUAUGAGAUCCCGGAGCGUCAUCGCCUCAAUUACAUUGGAGUACAGUUAUUUCAUGAUUACGAUAGUGAUGUGUUUCUCUUCAUUCAUGCAUUUUUUGUCAAUGAAUAUUGUAAGAGAAAAGAAGAAGCUCAAAGUACUGAUGAAGAUGAUGGGAUUACAAGAUAUUGCAUUUUGGCUCUCCUGGAGCUUGCUGUAUGCUGUCUAUGUGUUGGUGAUGUCCUGCCUGCUGACAGCUGUCACUAUGCAAGACGCUUUCAACCUCAGCAGCUUCCCUGCAGUCGUACUGCUGUUUUUCCUGUAUGGCCUAGCAUGUGUCCACUUCGUUUUCCUGCUCUGCUCCCUCUUCAGGAGUUCUAAGCUCACUGGCUCCAUGGGAUUCCUCUUCACAUUUGUCUUUGGAUGUUUAAGCCUCUCAGUGCUGGUAGAAAAUGUUCCCGAACCUCUAAAGUGGUUUCUCAGUCUCUUUUGUCCUUUUGCGUUUAACGCUGGAAUCGCAAAGAUUUUCCAUUUAGAAAAAUAUGGAAUAGGUUUCUGUUUUUCUAACCUUAUGGAAGACUCAUACUUUUUAUUUUCAACUUACAUUAUGCUGAUCUUUGACUCUACCUUGUAUCUGCUGUUAGCGAUCUACUUUGAUAAAGUUCUACCUGGCAAAUAUGGCAUCCCAGAUCCCCCUUUUUUCUGCCUGAAGCCCUCAUACUGGAUGAAGAGCAGGAGAGGCUCCACCAGAGAGAGGUCUCAGGCUGAAGCAAGCCCCGAGAAGCUACUCAGUGAUGACAUGGAGCCAGUGCCCCCCGAAUUCACGGGGAAGGAGGCCAUCAGACUCAACAAUAUUAAAAAAAUUUAUAAACAGACAGACAAGAAAACAGAAGCCUUAAGAGGUUUAUUUUUAAAUAUUUACGAGGGCCAAAUCACUGCCUUACUGGGUCACAGUGGGGCUGGAAAGACAACGCUGUUAAAUGUGCUCAGCGGACUUACCUUGCCUUCUGAAGCAGGUUCUGCAACCGUAUACAACUACAACCUCUCUGAAAUGGGAGACAGGGAAGAAAUUAGAGAGAUGAUUGGCAUUUGUCCACAAUUCAACGUCCAGUUUGAGGUUCUAACAGUGAAAGAAAAUUUACGGACUUUUGCUGAAAUCAAGGGCAUCAAGUCCAAAGAGGUAGAGCGUGAGGUGCAAAACAUUUUGGAUUUGCUGGAUAUCAGCAACAUUCAAGACACUCAAGCUGAGAAACUGAGUGAUGGACAAAAACGAAAGUUAUCCAUUGGAAUAGCCAUGCUUGGAAACCCCCAGGUUUUGUUACUGGAUGAGCCGACAGCUGGGUUGGAUCCCCUUUCCAGGCAUCAGGUGUGGAGCCUCCUCAAGGAGCACAGAACUGGGCGAGUGAUUCUGUUCAGCACCCAGUUCAUGGACGAGGCCGACAUCCUCGCAGAUCGCAAAGCUUUUAUCUCACAUGGGAGGCUAAAGUGUGUUGGUUCUUCUCUGUUCUUGAAGAAAAAAUGGGGGAUUGGCUAUCAUUUAAGGAUCCAUGUCAGCGAGUCUUGUGACUUAGAGAAUGUGACAUCUCUCGUUAAACGAUACAUCUCAAAUGCCAUAGUCUCAGGACACAGUCAAUACGAGCUGAGAUAUAAACUUCCACCGGAAAAUGUGAAUAAAUUCCCAGAUCUGUUCAGUGAUCUCGACAGCUGCUCUGACCGGGGACUUAUCAAUUAUGGAGUUAGCAUGACAACGUUGGAGGAUGUUUUCCUGAAACUGGAGGAAGAAAUCACAGUUGAUCAAGAAGAUGACCACACCUUUGGUGAGGAGUGGGCAGAGGCAGGAACAAGGUCCUCAGAUGAGCUGGAGCAAGGUGCCCUGCUGCUCUCAGACACCAUAGAGGCAACUGUGAGUGACAUGGCUCUCUGGAGGCAGCAGGUCUAUGCCAUGGCACGAGUUCACCUCUUAAAGCUUAAGAGUUCCUUGAAAAGCCUCGGGUCAAUUUUGCUGCUCUAUGUGGUUUUUCUGCUUCCUGUGGUUUUGCAAAUGGCCCUGGUUGCUGUAUGGCAGAGUGUAAGUGCCUGGGAGCUGUCGUCUGCACGAUAUUUUCUUCCACUUGGCAAGAAGGCUCACUCAGAGACUACCACCCUUCUCAUCCUCAAUAAAACAGGAUCAGGCAUUGAAGACUUUAUUCACACUCUAGAGAUUCAAGAUCUAACAGUGGAAAUAAGUGCAGAAAAUAUCACAGAGGAACUAAAACACAACGGGGCUAUAACAGUGUCUCGAGAAGGCCAAAACUACAGGUUUACUGUAUUAUGCCAUGUGGAGGCCAUCAACUGUUUUCCAGUGCUUGUGAACAUCAUUAGCAAUGCUCUGCUGAGAACUUUCAAUUCCACCGCGCGUAUUCGGAUUUGGAAUCAUCCAUUUUUCUCUAUAGAUAAUCCACAAUUCUGGGAUUAUUUCCUUUCUUUUUACCUCAUUUAUAUGCUGGUUUUAUUCCCUGGUUUUCCUCCUCACUUUGCAAUGGGCUACUUGCAAGAUUACAAGACAGGAGCUCGCUCCCAGCUGCGGAUUUCGGGGCUCUUACCCUCGGCGUACUGGUGUGGCCAGGCACUGGUGGACAUCCCUCUGAGCUGGCUCCUUCUCUUCUCAAUGUUUGGGCUUCAGUUCUUAAUGAGUAACAAGAUCUCUGGGAGCGUCGGCAGCCUCUUUUCACUGGUUAUGGCUAUUUCUGGCUAUGGAAUUUCUAUCGUUCUCUUCAUCUAUUUAAUCUCCUUCCUGUUUCGCAAAGGAUGGAACUGUGAUUUUUGGUCUUUUAUCCUGAUAGUGGUAGGUUUGGUUUCUUUUGUUAUCAGCAGAAUCAUGGAUUAUUCAUCAGAUCCUAGAACUUCCCUUUAUAUUAUGUCUCUCUUGUUUCCUAUGCACCCGCUGCUGGGCUUCGUGGUCAACAGCGAGUCGAUUUUUAUAGAAGACUCUGAAAUAAUUGAUGAGACUUCAAGGAAUGGUGUACUAAUAGCUGUCUUUGCACCUUACAUCCAUUCUGUGGGUUUCAUUUUUCUACUUCGAUAUUUGGAGAUAAAAUAUGGAAGAGCAGUUCUGAGAAAGGACCCAAUAUUUAGGAUUUCCCCAAGAAAAGACACCAGCCACCAGAACUCUGAGGAGCUAGAAGAAGAAGAUGAAGAUGUUAAAGCCGAAAGAACAGCAGUGAGAAAUGCCAUAGCAUCUCCAAGUCAAGAGGAGAAAUCAGUUGUUAUUGUCAGCAAUCUGUGCAAGGAAUACAAAAUAAAGAAAGCUGGUUCUGUUUUUAAGAAGAAGAAGAAAAUGGCAACCAAAAAUGUCUCCUUCUGUGUUAAAAAAGGGGAAGUGUUAGGACUUCUGGGGCCCAACGGAGCUGGUAAAAGCACAGCUAUCAAAAUGAUUACUGGACAGACGACACUGACUGCUGGGCAGGUGCUGAUGAGGAGGAGAGAUGGAGCAAGCUCCCACCUUCAGGACAACGCAUCAGAUUUCCUGGGGUACUGCCCUCAGGAGGACCCGCUCUGGCCAAACCUCACGGUGCAAGACCACCUGGAGACCUAUGCUGCUGUGAAAGGGGUGAGAAAGGGGGAUACGGCUGCCGCUAUCAACCGAUUAGUGAAUGCUCUGGAGCUUCAGGAAUAUUUAAAAAAACCAACCAGAAAAUUAUCUGUUGGGAUAACCAGAAAGCUAUGCUUUGCAGUGUGUAUGCUGGGUAAUCCCACAGUCCUGCUCCUGGACGAGGUAUCGACCGGCAUGGACCCCAACGGGCAGCGCCGCAUCUGGAAAAUGAUUCGUGCCGCACUGAAAAACAAGGAGCAAGGAGCCAUUCUGACAACACAUUACAUGGAGGAGGCAGAGGCGGUGUGCGACCGGGUGGCCAUCAUGGUGUCCGGGCAGCUACGGUGCAUUGGCUCCAUUCAGUACCUGAAGAACAAGUUUGGCAAAGGUUACCUACUGGAAAUUAAGGUCAAGGACCCAGAGCACACUGAUCUUCUGCAUGCUGAGAUUUUGAGGAUUUUCCCAAGCGCAGCCCGUCAGGAGCGGUUUCCGUCUUUGCUAGUCUACAAAGUCCCAAUGGAAGAUGCAUUGCCCCUGUCUCAGUCUUUCUGCAAGCUAGAGAAAGCCAAAAGCACCUUCAACCUCGAGGAGUACAGCUUCUCUUUGAACACUUUGGCUCAGGUGUUUUUGGAACUCUCCCGAGAGCAAGAGAAGGAUAAUUUUGAUCUGAGUUUGGAUGGGACUUUUGAAUGGAAACAACUUCAGCUUUUCAGCAGGAAGACAGUUAAAGACCUGAGAUGCUCAUUUAUACAUUAUUUUCUCUUAGGCUAA